AUGUCAACUAGAACAGCUAUACGAGAUACAUCAGCUGUAGGAGACAGUUUGCGGAAUUAUAUGGAUCUGUGUUGUCCUGUUUGUAGUCAGCAAACACGCCCUGCCCUGCCCCUCGAACUGUGCGCGUGCUUACUUCUCGAAACAACCUCUUCUAAUAGAAAGCUCGAAGAUAACAUAGGCCUAUCACUUGAAUUGGAAAACUAUAAGAUCGUCUGA
Messenger RNA from Auanema sp. JU1783, 216 nucleotides. Lineage: Eukaryota; Metazoa; Nematoda; Chromadorea; Rhabditida; Rhabditidae. The record is from the annotation of a GenBank genome assembly.